AUGGAGGAAGUAACGGGUUCACACUCGACAAACGAGACCGAAAAGGGGGUGCUGACUACGCUGGAGGGGACGAUUGAGGGCAUUAACGUGUCGAAUGUUCACUAUGACACGCAACUCCCGCCUAUGGAUGGCGGAAUGAAUGCAUGGCUGUUCCUCGCUGCGUGCUUUGUUAUGGAGGCUCUCGUAUGGGGUUUUGCCUUCACCUACGGUGUUUUCCAAGCGUAUUACAGCGACAUCCCCCAAUUCAAAGACUCUGGUAAUAUCGCUGUCGUUGGAACCUGCGCUAUGGGAAUCAUGUAUCUCGACCUGCCUCUUGUCUUCGCCGCCUACAGGCAAUGGCCCAAAUAUCAACGCUUCGGCUGUGGCCUAGGUGUGCUAUUAAUGUGUGCCGCUCUCGGCCUGAGCUCCCUCGCCACAAACACCAACCACCUCAUCAUAACUCAAGGAAUCUUCUAUGCGCUCGGCGGCAGCAUCGCCUAUGCUCCCUGUAUUCUCUUAAUGGAAGAGUGGUUCGACCGACGAAAGGGCCUCGCCUUCGGUGUCAUGUGGGCCGGCACCGGAAUCGGCGGUGUCGUCCUCCCUAUUGUCAUGGAACAGCUUCUGGGCAAGUACGGGUUCCGAAUCAGCUUGCGUGGUUUUGCAGUCGUGCUGUUCAUACUCACCGCGCCGCUGGUCUACUUCGUCAAACCUCGCGUGCCGAUCGCAGAUAACCAACCCAGUCCGCCACCCCCGAACUUUCGGUUCAUGUUUACAUCCACCUUUGCCCUCUUCGAGUUUUGUAAUACUGUUGAGGCUCUCGGGUUUUUCUUGCCAUCUAUCUACCUCCCGACUUACGCAGGCAUGAUUGGCGCCUCCAGCUCCCUCCAAGCACUGACUGUUAUUCUCUUCAACUUGGCUUCCGUCGUCGGCUGCGUGCUUAUGGGCGCCAUCAUCGACAAACUCGAUGUGACACUUUGCAUUCUCGUUUCAACUAUCGGAUCCUCUAUCGGCGUCUUCCUUAUUUGGGGCUUCUCCAUGUCCCUCUCUCCUCUGUUCAUCUUCUCAAUCGUAUACGGACUCUUCGCAGGAUCGUAUACCAGUACUUGGCCUGGUAUUAUGCGUGAGGUAGUCCGCAAAAAGCCCUCCGCUGAAUCAAGCAUGGUCUUUGCUUGUCUUGCAGCCGGAAGAGGCGUCGGGAAUUUGGUUUCCGGGCCCCUUAGUGAAGCUUUAAUUCAUGGCAAGCCAUGGGAGGGGGACGCCAGGUAUGGAUAUGGGAGUGGAUAUGGAUCCCUGAUUGUUUUCACUGGUGUCACAGGCAUCGUGGGUGGUGGAAGUUAUAUUGCGAGGCGUAUGAAGUGGUUGUAA
Messenger RNA from Penicillium concentricum, 1344 nucleotides. RefSeq lists its product as uncharacterized. Bases 1 to 1344 code for a protein of 447 amino acids. The record is from RefSeq and is a predicted model, not a curated record. The transcript is spliced from 2 exons. Gene Ontology annotation, molecular function: transmembrane transporter activity. Gene Ontology annotation, cellular component: fungal-type vacuole membrane. Gene Ontology annotation, biological process: transmembrane transport. Lineage: Eukaryota; Fungi; Ascomycota; Eurotiomycetes; Eurotiales; Aspergillaceae.